Molecule: messenger RNA, 3024 nt
Organism: Daucus carota subsp. sativus
Lineage: Eukaryota; Viridiplantae; Streptophyta; Magnoliopsida; Apiales; Apiaceae
Product: homeobox protein ATH1
Exons: 5
Coding region: 999-2684 (561 amino acids)
Biological process (GO): regulation of transcription by RNA polymerase II
Molecular function (GO): RNA polymerase II cis-regulatory region sequence-specific DNA binding; DNA-binding transcription factor activity, RNA polymerase II-specific
Source: RefSeq, a predicted model, not a curated record
UUUCACUCUUGUGUGGCUCUUCUUGUCACUAUAUUUAAUAUGGGUCCAUGCCAUUUAUCCUACUACUUCUGCAAGUGACCCCUGUUUUGGCCUUUUUCUCUUUCUUGCUUUUAAUGGUUUGCUUCAGAUGAUUGUCCUACUAGUUUACAAGACCUCUUUUUUCUUUUCUGUGUUUUUAGCUUUAAUAUCUGGUGGACAUUGUGUUCUCCUGUCUUCUGUUUUGGUUCUGUGAGAUGGAGUAUAUAAUUAUGCACACACACAAAGAUCAUGAUUUUUCAUAGGCUCUGACUCUGAAUUUUCACAUUCUUGGUCUUUGGGUCAUGAAAAAUGAGCUUACUUUUUUUUUCCCCUUCAUGCAAGCAAGUAAACUUGUUACUUUCUGCCUUGCUUUUUAAGCUUUAAGUCAUUUUCUGCAGAGUGGAUACUGAGUAUGUUUAAUGCAUGAAUGCUUGGAUUGGCUUUUACAUAUUGUUCUCAUGGCUAAAGAAGAAUAAUAGUAGAAUCUCUCUUACAGACCUGGCUUUUUAUUUUUUACUAUUUGCUUGUUUGGAAAAUGAGGAAACCAACAAAUUUUUGUGAAUUUUGUACAGCAUUUCCUUGUUUUGGGUUCCUUUAGGAAAACUACACACACAUGAUGUCAAUGAUACAAAUGCUAGCAACCAUAUAUGUAUCUUUUGAUUAGAAAACUCAGUCUGCAUAGAUCUUUCGAGCCCAUCAUUUUGAAUAAUUGUUGUUGUGACAAGCCUACUGAAGGAGAUUUAAAGUCCAUGAAGUUUUUUUGUUAGUAGAUCACAAUUUUUCUGCAGAUCACUGCAAGGAAGUUGGCAUUGCAAGGUGGAAUCCUCAAAAUUAUUCCAUUCUUGUAUGUCUUUUGGUACCUGAAGAUCUGAAGCACUUCUCUAAAACGAAAGCAACCUCGUCUGUAAGUAGAGACUAGCAGCUCCUAAAAGAAUCAAGAGCUACCAUAAGUUAAAUAUCUAGUUCUGCGUUGGACUUAGAUGGAUUCAUUUACGGUGCCCACGAAUAUGGACUGCCCGAACCAUAUAAUUGAGGAGGAUAAAUUUUUAUGUUCAACCUCAAUUUCUGGUUAUCAGUCAAAUCUACACAAUCUGAACGAGCAAAGCCAGAUCAUGGCUGAAUUUCCUGCACUUUGCUUGACACAAGGUGAAUUUCUGAAUCAUCUCCAGUGGCAUCCUCACCUCAAUUAUCAUGGCGAGAUACCUAGUUAUACUGCAUUUACCUCCAGGAGUUCGCAGCAAGAGAGAGUCCCUGACUCGACAGGAAGAUUGUAUCCAACCAGUAACACCGAGAAUCAGGUUAAGUAUAUGGGCGGAAUGGCUACUUUUGGUGCUGCACAUGCAAACCUUGCGAAUUUUAAUGGCAAAGAGACUCCUCCAGCAUGCGCUCAAGAAGUGAUGAAACCUUUUGUUUCAAAUGACUAUGAUACUGGGCGAUCUUCACUUGGAACUUUUGGAAACCAUGAGGAGAGGAAUGUUAAUGUAAGAAGUAAAAGGGACUCGCACAAUAAUCUUGCUCCUCAAUUUGCUAGGCCGGUUCCUGAAAUAACAGAAUUUGAACCACUCAUAACCAUGGGAAACAUGGAUCAAAAUGGGUGGGUUUCAGCAGAAAAUAGAAGUAUGAGUUCGGAUUAUACUUCUGGAUCAUCAAAAUACAGCAACGAGCUAUCACCGAGUCUUUCUGUAUCACAGCCAGCAGCUAUACGCACAAUAACUUUUCCAGAACAUUGUUCAGAGAUUAGUGGUUCAGGUUCAGAGCAAGCUUCUUGCAACAUCAGUAAUUUUUCUCCAAAUUUAAGUUAUCAACCUGUCCAACUUUCAAGCCUGUUAUCUGGAUCAAGAUUUCUUACAGGGUUGCAAGAAAUACUUUCCGAACUUGCAACGUAUUGUUUUAAAAAUUCAGGUCGUGUAGGCUAUUUUGCUGGUAGAACUAGCUCCAGGAUAAAUAUUCCACACGCUUCAAGUCAAGAUGCUGAAAGAAGUUAUACACCAAUGGAUCCUGAUAGCUCUAAUGAUGAUAAUUACCUCCCGACAAGGGGACAGGAAGUUGAAACGAGGAAGAACUUGCUUGAUUUACUGCAAAUGGUAGACAAUCAGUACAACCACUGCUUAGAUGAAAUCCAUAAAGUAAUAUCUGCAUUCCACUCGGUAACUGAACUGGAUCCUCAUAUACAUGCUCAUUUCGCUCUUCAAACAGUUGAUAUGUUGUAUAAGAACCUGAGGGAGAGAAUCAGCAAGUCUGUCCUUGCACUGGGGGCUCGUCUCCAUGAUGGAAGUAGAAAGGAAGAGGAAAUGCCAUUUGAAACCUCUUUUAUCCAGAAACAGUGGGCUCUCCAGCAGUUAAGAAGAAAAGAACAUCAGUUAUGGAGACCCCAGAGAGGCUUGCCAGAAAGAUCAGUCUCCGUGUUAAGGGCAUGGAUGUUUCAAAACUUUCUUCACCCGUAUCCAAAAGAUGCUGAGAAGCAUUUGCUUGCCGUAAAAAGUGGAUUGACUAGAAGCCAGGUGUCCAAUUGGUUUAUAAAUGCUCGAGUUCGGAUCUGGAAACCAAUGAUAGAUGAAAUGUACUCAGAGAUGAACAGGAGGAAACGCCAUCAGAACAAUGAAGAGAUCGAUAGCCAUCAAAGAAACCAUAUAAGCAUCGACGGCCAUCGUUUUAGAAUGUUUUAACUGAGAUUAAAUCGGAAUAUUAUGUAUAUGUCUGUUGCAAUUGCUUGGUAAUGUAACUUAUAGAUUCAGUGCAAGACAUCAUUAUGCACAAUAGUAGAUAACUAUCUAUAUAAUCUUGAUUAUAUAUGAAUCAAAUGGAUUUUCAGUUCAAGUUUUGUGCCGGCUUUAUGCAUAUGUGUCAGAAGACUCCGAACUGUCAGGAACCAGCCCUAAAAGUAAUAUCGAUAACUUAGGGCUGCCAGGAAGGUUCUGACAUGCUACCGGUAAAGAGUAAAGUCUAGGGUGUUCUAUCGUAAACAGACUUGGGAUUUGCGAUACCAGGUAAAAUCGGUAAAGAAGG